Molecule: messenger RNA, 1164 nt
Organism: Miscanthus lutarioriparius
Lineage: Eukaryota; Viridiplantae; Streptophyta; Magnoliopsida; Poales; Poaceae
Source: the annotation of a GenBank genome assembly
AUGGGUGCCGGUGGCAGGAUGACCGAGAAGGAGCGGGAGAAGCAGGAGCAGCUCGCCCGUGCUACCGGCGGUGCUGCAAUGCAGCGCUCACCGGUGGAGAAGCCGCCGUUCACGGUGGGUCAGAUCAAGAAGGCCAUCCCGCCACACUGCUUCGAGCGCUCAGUGUUGAAGUCCUUCUCCUACGUGGUCCAUGACCUCGUCAUUGCUGCGGCGCUCCUGUACUUUGCGCUGGCCAUCAUACCGGCACUCCCAAGCCCGCUCCACUACGCGGCCUGGCCGCUCUACUGGAUCGCCCAGGGGUGCGUGUGCACUGGCGUGUGGGUCAUCGCGCACGAGUGCGGCCACCACGCCUUCUCGGACUACCAGCUCCUGGAUGACAUCGUUGGCCUGGUGCUGCACUCGUCGUUGAUGGUGCCGUACUUCUCGUGGAAGUACAGCCACCGUCGCCACCACUCCAACACUGGCUCCCUGGAGCGUGAUGAGGUGUUCGUGCCAAAGAAGAAGGAAGCGCUGCCAUGGUACACCCCGUACGUGUACAACAACCCCGUCGGCCGGCUGGUGCACAUCGUCGUGCAGCUCACUCUCGGGUGGCCACUGUACCUGGCCACCAACGCGUCGGGACGCCCGUACCCGCGCUUCGCUUGCCACUACGACCCCUACGGCCCGAUCUACAACGACCGGGAGCGUCUCCAGAUCUUCAUCUCGGACGCCGGCGUCGUGGCCGUGUCGUUCGGGCUGUACAAGCUGGCGGCGACGUUCGGGUUCUGGUGGGUGGUGCGCGUCUACGCCGUGCCGCUGAUGAUCGUGAACGCGUGGCUGGUGCUCAUCACCUACCUGCAGCACACCCACCCGGCGCUCCCCCACUACGACUCGAGCGAGUGGGACUGGCUGCGCGGCGCGCUGGCCACCAUGGACCGCGACUACGGCAUCCUCAACCGCGUGUUCCACAACAUCACGGACACGCACGUCGCGCACCACCUCUUCUCCACCAUGCCGCACUACCACGCCAUGGAGGCCACCAAGGCGAUCAAGCCCAUCCUCGGCGAGUACUACCAGUUCGACCCAACUCCUGUUGCCAAGGCGACCUGGCGCGAAGCCAGGGAGUGCAUCUACGUCGAGCCUGAGAACCGCAAGGGCAUCUUCUGGUACAACAACAAGUUCUAG